AGGUAGUCUAAUGUGUUAGAAACUUUAAAGUGGAUAAGCGAGAUCUUCGAGGUUCGAAUCCCAGCCUUUCAUAUAAAGUGCAAUGUCUCUAUCCAUCGAGCUAAGCUCACGAGAACUAAUAUUUGUAUUAUAUUAACGUGGCAUAUGCAGAAUACAUAAAACUUAAUCAACAACUAUGGGGGAAAAUUCGAUUAUGAAAAAACUGACAACAUAGUUCGUGCAGUCAGAAGUUAGAUGAAGACAUUUCUAGCAAGCAAUAAAUGAAUAUGAUAUUAAUUUGUAACUUAAAUUCAGCUGAAAAGGGAAGGAAGAAGGAACAUUUGCAAGAAGUAGCUAUUGGUGUUCCUAGCUUCUUCAAUGUGUACCUUAAUGUUGUUAUGCUUAAUAUUAUUAUUGGGAGUUUCUUGUAUCGUGGCAACAUUAGAACUACCACCAAAUGUUACAUUUCCAGCUGUGUUUGUGUUUGGAGAUUCUAUCAUGGAUACAGGUAACAACAACAAUAACAUGAAAACAUUUGCUAGGUGCAAUUUUCCUCCAUAUGGAAAAGAUUUCAAUGGAGGUGUUCCAACUGGUCGCUUUGGCAAUGGAAAAGUUCCAUCAGACCUUAUAGUUGAAAUAUUGGGCAUUAAGGAACUUCUGCCUGCGUAUUUGGAUCCAAAUAUCCAGCCAAGCGAUCUCAUCACCGGCGUUUGCUUUGCAUCCGGUGGUUCCGGAUAUGAUCCUCUCACAUCCAAAAUUGCGGCAGCUAUAUCAUUGUCAGAUCAAAUAGAUAUGUUCAAAGAAUACAUAGGAAAGCUAAAAGGACUUGUUGGAGAGGAUAGAACAAAAUUCAUCUUAGCCAAUAGUGUUUUUCUUGUGGUUCAAGGAAGCAACGACAUUUCCAACACUUAUUUUUUGACUCAUGCUAGACAACUACAAUAUGAUGUUCCUGCUUACACUGACCUCAUGCUCAACUCUGCUUCCAAUUUCUUAAAGGAAAUAUAUGAAUUGGGUGCACGAAGGAUAGGAGUAUUUAGUGCUCCACCGAUUGGUUGUGUGCCAUUUCAGAAAACAAUUCUUGGAGGAGUGGAAAGAAAAUGUGCAGAAAAAUACAACGAUGUAUCCAAGUUAUUUAACACUAAAUUGUCAAUGGAGCUGGAUUCCCUUAACCACAACUUGCCCAAUUCAAGGAUGGUUUACCUUGAUGUUUAUAAUCCUCUUCUUGACAUCAUUGUAAAUUAUCAAAAUUAUGGUUAUAAAGUCGGAGACAAAGGAUGUUGUGGAACGGGUGAAGUAGAGGCAGCAAUAUUAUGCAACCAAUUUGCUCCUCCGUGUGAAGAUGUUAGGGACUAUGUUUUUUGGGACAGUUUUCAUCCAUCACAGAGUGUUUACAACAAGCUCGUCGAUCCUCUUCUUCAAAAAUAUAUGCACCAAUUCUUCUAGUUUUAUAUUUAUAUAAACAACUUCAUGACAUGUAUGUAGGGCUUACCAAUUUCUUGCAAAACAAAUUUAUUAGUUUUUGGUCUUCAAAAAAAAAAAAGAUUU
This is a messenger RNA of Trifolium pratense (red clover), 1524 nucleotides long. Its product is annotated as GDSL esterase/lipase EXL3-like. Gene Ontology annotation, cellular component: extracellular region. The transcript has 5 exons. NCBI's taxonomy places the organism in Eukaryota, Viridiplantae, Streptophyta, Magnoliopsida, Fabales, Fabaceae. Gene Ontology annotation, molecular function: lipase activity. The record is from RefSeq and is a predicted model, not a curated record. Bases 358 to 1422 code for a protein of 354 amino acids. Gene Ontology annotation, biological process: lipid metabolic process.